GGACGUGGGAGGCAAACAGCCUCGUCUGGCUAUCAGUUUUCACAGCCCCUUCCACUGGCCCAGUCGUCGACCAGCUCUUGAGUGACUGGUAGCGUGGUCGAUGAAGCGACCAGCUUCAGCGAACACGCGUGCCUGUGCUCGUGAUGAUAUCGAGGAGUAAGAAGAGGAGAGCGCUUCUAAGCUUCUGCCACGGGCUCUCCAGAGACAAGUUUGCUAAAUCCUGGUGGAGAGGCUUGAGAGUGCCGGGAGUCAACACCAGGCUUUGUUGGAGUGGUUGUCCCGGCUUGCUGGCCACCAGUCGAGGCUCAGCUCUCACACCGCCCGCACCUGUGCUCCACCAGUCGAGGUUCAGCUCUCACACCACCAGCACUUGCCUGUGCUCCACCAGUCGAGGUUCAGCUCUCACACCACCAGCACCUGUGCUCCACCACUCGAGGUUCAGCUUCCAGGCCACCAACACCUCUGCGCUCACUCCAUUUUUGUGCUCUCCUGGAAGCCUUAGUUGACCUUGCGUGUUUGUGGACAAACUAGCUGGUGUGAUUAUAACACGCUUUAAUUGAGUGUUGAACCAGUUUUGCCACACGUUAAUAGUGAGAAAAAACAGAGCAAUAAUUUGUGAUGCAUUCAACGUGUCGGUGUAACAAAAUUAUCCUCAGCCACACUUGUUUGAAAUAAGUGCUUUACAGUAUAUAUUUAUAAUACUCUGAAAAAUAAUUUGUUGCAAAAUGUCCAUAUUACUACAUAAUCCUUUUGGGUUAACUGCGGCGAGUGUAAUGUGUCCCAGUAAGUCAUUGUCCAGGGUGUGAGACCCUCAGGUCAAGAGUCUCGCAAACUCCAGUAGGACCUAAGCACACUCAUCUCUGGAGCCCUUAGGUCCCUGGGCGUGCUUGGUUAUAAUACACACCGCUGGAAAACACAGCUGCAUAGAGAAAGUUACAUGCAACGAGUGUGGAGAAGUUCAAGUGUUUCCCCUCUAACUAGUCGACAAAAUGUAAAGAAUGAAACUCAGCCAUUGUAACUUUGAGAAUGUAGUGGGUGAGUGGUUUCACAAGUUUGGGAGGUGCCCGGAAAACCUGUGGGGGCGUGAGGAAAACUUGGAGACCAAUGGCCGCAGCACCUAUAACACUAUGAGUAAUUACUCGAAACCCUGGGAAGACGAGAAAUACGAAAUGCAUAACACUGGGAUCUGUAGCAUUCAGAAAAUAUCUGUACUAUGUGGUAGUGAUACUUGUGAAACAAGUGUAUAGCUACCAUGAAACAACUUAAGCAAAUGAAACUAUAAUAGUAUGUAGAAGUGCCAAGUGUAAAGCAGGUGUGUAGCUACAUUGCGACAACAUGGCAACACUUGUCUUGUCAAUGUUCAUUCUACCUGAGGAGGUCAUGUGAUAUGUGCAAUGAUACUGGCUCCAAGUCUUUGUUAACAGUGGUUUUACUAUCAUCAUACUGUUGCAGUAAUGGUCCUGUAAACUGUUCAUUAUGUUUCAUUGCAGUUAUAACACACAAGAGGCAGGAGAUUCUCCUAUAAAUGAACGUUUGUAAGUCAUUCAAAUAGACGCUUAUACGAUCUACAGACAGUGAGGUGCUGGUGCACAGGCCGGAGGCGGCUGCAAGAAUUUGCUUACAUUAUUUCCUAUGCUCUUCACCACGAAUGUUUGAGUCUGGAUCUCGUCGAUUUCAGCGACAUCUAUCUGAGCUCCCUUAAGACUCAUCAUCGACGUCAGUAACCCGAGAUGAUGAUGAUGAUGAUGAUGACUGAUGCUCCCGGCGAGGGUGGUGCUUCACAACAUCUGCCAACAUAUUUUCUACUUAGUCGAAACUUUGCAAAAGAUUAUCAAUUAAUCAUUUACAUAAUGCGACAAGGCUUUUGAAUUAGAAUAAUCAUCAGUGUGAGAUUAUUGCACUUUAUAUUUUUAAAGUUUUAGUUAUGUGUAAAAUAAAAUGGUGAAUCAAUGACAGUAACUUAAACUUUGUUUUCAGCUAUGUUUUAAACAGUUUUAAAUUCACAUCUUGGUACAGUUUUCUUUAUCAAGUGGUGCAGUAGCUAAGGUACUCUGAAAAUCCAGAGCCACAGAAGAGUUACGUAUAGUGAGUUGACGUGUACUUUAGUGGAAAAAAAGGUCAGCAUACAUUAAAUGAAUGGAUCAAAGCAUUGAAAUUUAUGCUGAUUGUCUGAAUCUUGAUACCUGGGUUAAAAUUGUCAUAUUAAAAAGUUCGAAAUAAUCAUUACACUAAUUAAUACGAGCUAAUCAGUUACCAUCAACUGGAUAACAGUGUCUGAGAAUAUGUUCUGAGUAGACUUUGUUCUUAUAGCUUAAUGUCUGGUGGCGAGAUGGUUCCUUCUGGGUCACCGCUGUCCAAGAGGCGUAUUGGCCCAUGUCCUCCACCCUUCACUAUUAGCGGAGCCCCAGAAAUGACCCGCUCAUGUGCGUCCAUGGACGUCCUCUGUAGCCCCAACACCAUCGACUCCUUUCUCAUUGAGCCGUCUCCGUUCACAUUGACUCACACCAGAAGUUGGGGUGACCUAAUAGGUAAUCCCAAGGAUUCUUCACACACAGGAGAUGGUCUGUGUUCGAGGUACUUUCUGAUAGAUAAGUCUUUUCACAGCGAGACCAGUGAGAGUGAGGACAACAGCGAGGUGUCGAGGAAUGCUUCUACUGAGAAAGACGAAGACAAGCACAGCAGUGAAAGCGCCAUAUCCAGCUACUUCACACUUCCUCAGCAUAUUGAGUCCAGUGCAGAGCUUCAGUCCAAUGUUGUCAAAUACGAAGUUCCGAUGGAAACUGUUGAGUUGGGUCUUAUAUCUGAUCAACCGAACGUUCAUCUGACAAAGAACCAAAACACGUCAAACUAUGGAACAAUUUCAGGUCUAGUUCUCGGACCAAAAGCACCACCAAAUGGCUUGAAGUUUGAUAAGAAUAUAUCAAAUCCAUUCCUUAACUCGAUGAUGCGCCAAGGCUCUAUACCUUUCCUCGUGCCACAGAACUUGGCCUCACCUCAGUGGGCACUGGCUCCCCAGAACAAACAUUCUUCAAGACAUAGCCUUAACAUCAACGGCACGAAGGCCUCUUUGACACCAAACACCUUAUAUGACCCCCGUGGAUUUAUGGGCUUCAAGAACCAGAGAGGUUCCCUCCAGGGAUUAUCCCAUUUAAAGGUUCCAGGAGCUCCCAGAAGUCAGGAUAGCAGAAAAGGGUCUUUUCUCUCCAUCCUGAAUGCAUCUCUCUUGGACAGGAUUUCUGUGGCCUCUCGCAAAUCUUCGUUAUAUGACGAAACAAAAUCUCUUUCAAGAUCGGAAGAAGUAAAGCAUAAGAUCAUUCAAAAUUUCAAGGUACUGUCCCUGGGUGCUGACGUACUGCCAGAAUACAAACUACAAUCUCCGCGGAUACACAAGUGGACUAUACUUCACUACUCCCCGUUCAAGGCGGUGUGGGACUGGAUCAUCCUCUUGUUGGUGAUCUACACAGCCAUCUUCACUCCCUACGUUGCCGCCUUCCUCCUCAACGAACAGGAAGCAGCCAGGAAGAGCAAUCAAAACCAAUACGACAGUCCCAUUGUUAUCAUAGACCUUAUAGUUGACAUAAUGUUCAUGGUUGACAUUGUCAUCAACUUUCGCACCACCUAUGUCAACCAUAAUGAUGAGGUAGUGUCACACCCAGGCAAGAUAGCUCUCCAUUACCUUCGUGGGUGGUUCCUCAUUGAUGUCGUUGCAGCUAUUCCCUUCGAUUUACUCCUUGUCACAGACUCUGAGCCUCACACUACUCCUACUACAGCAGAAAGAGAUUUAGAGCAGGAGGCAGAUGAUGAAAAGACGACGACGCUCAUUGGGCUCCUGAAGACUGCAAGGCUCCUGCGGCUAGUCAGGGUUGCUAGGAAGAUAGAUAGGUAUUCAGAAUAUGGUGCAGCCGUCCUUCUCCUACUUAUGGCCACUUUUGCUCUCAUCGCUCAUUGGCUCGCAUGUAUAUGGUAUGCCAUUGGAAAUGCUGAGCGGCCAGGUCUGCCCCACAAGAUUGGCUGGCUGGACCACCUAGCUAAUGCCACUCGUCAGUACUAUUAUAGCAACAGUACAGGUGGCCCAACGUUAAGGGCGAAGUAUGUGACAGCACUGUACUUCACCUUCAGUAGUCUCACAUCGGUGGGCUUCGGCAACGUGGCGCCUAAUACAGAUGUUGAGAAGAUAUUCACCAUAUUGGUUAUGCUCAUCGGCUCACUCAUGUAUGCCAGUAUCUUUGGAAAUGUCUCGGCAAUCAUUCAGCGAUUAUAUGCAGGGACAGCACGAUAUCAUACACAGUUCAUGAGAGUCAAAGAAUUCAUUAGAUUUCACCAGAUUCCUAACCCUCUUAGACAACGGCUAGAAGAAUACUUCCAGCACGCCUGGACCUACACAAACGGCAUCGACAUGAAUAUGGUGUUGAAGGGCUUCCCAGAUUGCCUGCAGGCAGACAUCUGUCUCCACCUCAACCGACACCUUGUCGAGUCUUGUCCCGCUUUUGAAGGUGCCAGUCCGGGAUGCUUACGAGCACUAAGUAUGAAGUUCAAAACCACACAUGCUCCGCCCGGCGACACAUUGGUACAUAGAGGUGAUGUCCUAACCUCCAUGUACUUCAUCUCUAGAGGCUCCCUGGAAAUCCUCAAAGAUGAUGUUGUGAUGGCAAUUUUAGGUAAAGAUGACAUAUUUGGGGAGAAUCCAUGCAUCUACCCAACCAUAGGAAAAUCAUCAUGUAAUGUACGUGCUCUCACUUAUUGUGACCUGCACCGCAUUAUGAGGGAUGAUAUCCUUGAUGUCCUCGAUCUUUAUCCAGAGUUUGCAGAAGAGUUCUCUCGAAACCUAGAGAUAACCUUCAACCUGAGAGAUGAAGAAGUAGCAGGUGUAGACCCAGCUCUUCUUUGGAGAAGACCAUGCAGCAAUUUUGAGAGAAGUAAUUCACAAGACACAGAUGAUAUCAGAAAAAUUGCCUUCAGACCUCCACGGCAACGUCGCCGACAGUUCACUAGACGUGCCUCUAGUGGCGAGGAGAGUGACUCAGAGGACAAACACUUAGUUUCAAGAAGUGGUGGUCAAGAGUUUUCGCCAGAUAAGACACGGCAAGAUGCUACAUCUCAUAACCUGAAUUUUGAACAUAAACACAGAUCUGGAACUCUUAAUUCCAUAACAGCAGCUGGGUCAACGGAUGUAUCCCCAGGUUAUGGGGUCCUUACCCAGCUCAAACGUAGCUUUACUGACCUCCGCCUGCAUAGAGUGGAGGGUAAGGUCCAUAGAUCGGAGAGUAGAUCGGGAGCCCUCUCAAGUAUGACCUCGGCGUUGGGUGUUGGAGGACGAGAAUCAAGGUCAGCGUCCAGAUGUUCCUCUCCGGGGCCCCACGGAAAAGAGGAUGCCCCACUCCUCACAAAUGCCGCCCCUAUUGCAGGUAGUGCCAGUCCCGAGCGACGACUCCAUGCCCGUCACUCCAGUCUGACCUUACCCGUCGAGAGUCAGCCUAGUACUGGCCACACCCAGGCCCGGGAGGUCACAGAGGUCAACUUGCGCCUCGAUGCCCUCACCAGGUAGUGGCUACUCAUUGUGGAGGCUUUUCUGCAUUUGUUAUAGAUUUUUCUUAGUGAUUCCUUUUAAUUGAGUCAAAUUUAAGAUUUGAUAUUUCCUUUUAAUUUGCUUGCUUUCUUUGUGGGUAAUGCACUUCCUUUAGUAAUAUUGCUAGCUUCCUACAACCUCAUUUCAUGCCCUUUUGACCUAGAAUUCAUAUUUUUUUCACCAGCACAAAACAUAUUUUACAUUUUAAUCCUGCAGUAAAAAGUGAAAAUUAGUAAUAUCUGUG
Molecule: messenger RNA, 5810 nt
Organism: Cherax quadricarinatus
Lineage: Eukaryota; Metazoa; Arthropoda; Malacostraca; Decapoda; Parastacidae
Gene: sei
Product: seizure
Biological process (GO): membrane repolarization during action potential; potassium ion transmembrane transport
Cellular component (GO): plasma membrane
Molecular function (GO): inward rectifier potassium channel activity
Source: RefSeq, a predicted model, not a curated record